ACUCUUAGAGUAAACACCUCUAAAAAAAUCAUUAACAAUGAACAACGUUAAUAUAAAUGUUCAGUGCGAGUGCUACCAUCGACGGGGACUCUUCUACUACGCCAAUCCUUUGGCCUGGGGACGUCCUUGCCGUCGCUGCCGCAGGAUGAUGUCCAGGGGCAUUGUGGUAAUGCCACAGGUGGCCAUGCCUGUACAGACCACGACUACUACAGUGACACCUGCCCAGUGUGCAACCAACUGGCAGAUGCAACAGCCGAUGCAACAACCUAUGCCAAUGCAGAUGCAGAUGCAGAUGCAGGAGCCUCAGCUGAUGUCAGCCUUGCCACCAAAGUACGACCAAGCUGUGGCAGCAAACUAAGUAAUCUUUGAGAUUAUCUAAGGAGUCGCAAAUAUUUUGUACAAUUUAUAGAAACCCAAAUAAAAACUCUCUUGGAAGAACAUUGCAAAAUC
Messenger RNA from Drosophila serrata, 450 nucleotides. RefSeq lists its product as uncharacterized. The record is from RefSeq and is a predicted model, not a curated record. Lineage: Eukaryota; Metazoa; Arthropoda; Insecta; Diptera; Drosophilidae.